CCCUCCAUUUAUAUUUCACCCUUCACCAUGGCCUCCUGUUAUGACCCAGGACAUAGAAUAAUCAGGACAAAACCCUCUAAUCUAGAUAAUUGGGGGUGGGGGUCUAUCUUGGCCUGUAUGUGCUCAGAAUUAGAGGGUUAAAACAUUCUGUUGGUUCUCGGAUAAAGGAUUAAGGUGGAUAUUUAUUAAAACCUGUGCAGAAGAGAAGACCUCUGAAAAAUAAAAAGGAUCGAUCUGAUUGGUUUCUAUGGAAACUGCUCCACUUUUCUUCUGCAAAGGUUUUAAUAAAUCUGCCCCUAUGUCCCAAUGUGCUAGGUCCCUCAUUGCGUUACUUGUAGAUUAGAGGUUAUAAGAUUAGGGCUAGGAUGUUCUAGGUUAGAGCAUCCUGUGUUAUUUACUUGAUUAUAAGGGGGGUGGGUUCUGCCUCGGUCGUUGUGUGCUUUGGAUUAGAGGACCAGGACAUUGUGUUGGUUGUAGAAUAGAGAUUAUUGUUUUAUGUCCUGGAUGGUCUAUGAUUGAUGAAUUUGUCCUACAUUAUAUGAAGUUAUUGUGUGCUUUGGAUAAGAAUGUCAGGACAUUGUAUUGGUUAUAGAUUUGAGGAUUGUUUUCUGAAUGGUCUAAGAUUGACAGCUGUCUUCUACAUGAUAUGGAGAGUUACAUUUGUUCAUUGCAUGCUUUGGAUUAGAGGGUCAGGAAAUUGUGUUGGUUCUAGAUUAGAGGAUUGUUGUCUGGAUGGUUUAGGAUCAAUGAAUGUCUUCUACAUGAUAUGGAGAAUUUCACAUGGUCAUUGCAUGCUCUGGAUUAGAGGGUCAGGACAUUGUGUUGGUUCUAGAUUAAAGGAUUAUUUUCUGGAUGGUCUAGGAUUGAUGAAUGUAUUCUACAUGACAUGGAGGGUUCCAAGUGGUCUUUGUGUGCUCUGGAUUAGAUUAGAGUUAAAUGUUUUCCCUAUAAGAAUAUUGUGUCCUGAGUUCUUGGAAAUCCAGCCGUUUUGUAGAAGAAUUGGGGCAAUUUCCUACCACAAGUUUCUGCUUCCCCAAAACUUUUCCCGUUGUUCGCCUGCAGGAAGUGGCAUCCGACGCGCUGCGGACCACAUCCUGCUGACCGACACUUUCACAUCUCCUAUUUCAUUAAGACUUCUCCAUAGAAUUGGUUCCAUCUGCCGCACAUCUACGUUACAAUCAACAUGGCCUCUUCCUGUGAUAUCCAGGCUGUGUUCACACAUCGUGGCCACGACAGAGUGCUGCAACUUACCACAGUUCUUAAGGAAUCACAGCAAAAUCUCUGAUAUAACCGCAACAUUGGACUUUGGUUUCAUCUAUUGGGGCCACCUUCCUGUGACCCCAAUAGAUGAAGGCCUAUUAUGAGGCCAUAACUGGAAGGUCUGAAUGUAGCUGAAACCUGGAAAACAACUCUGAUCACAUGACCCACUACCGCAACAAUGCACCCAGCAACCACUGAUGUCACUGUAGAUGCAGAAAAUAGCUAAUAGAAGAGAACAAUAGAUUGUAUUUGUCAUAUACAAAGCCUCAAAUAUCUAUCCAUGUUGCAUUGUGAUUGUUUGUCAUUACUUGUGAUAUAUGUCCUGUAUAAUGUCCAUCUGUAUGUACAACUUAUAAUUCCAUUACCCUUAUCUAUGUAAGUUUAGCAUCCCAAAAGAAUCCAUCCCUUUGAUCAAAAUACCAGGAGAUGACAGUCUGAGCUAUUGCAUACAGCAGACACUGUUUGCCUACAUGGUAAAUGUGACACCUUCACCAGCCGAACAGUCUCCAGGAUCUGGUGUCAAUAGAGGAGAGAGGGCCAGUCUGGGCAUCGUGCAGAGUUGGGGUUUUCAUCUGCUUGGAAUGUUCCGGGGUUCACAGGAUCUCGAGUAUUGACAAAGUGAAAUCUACACAACUUGACUACAUGGACCAUGACCUAAUAGAGUUCAUGCGGCAUCAUGGAAAUCAGAGAGCCAGAGAAGAAUAUGAAUCCUUUGUGCCUCCAUUUUAUUACAGACCCAACGAGAAGGACUGCAAAGUUUUACGGGAACAAUGGAUCAGAGCAAAGUACGAGCGGCGCGAGUUCACAUCUAAUAGGAAGUCAGUGUAUGCAGUCAGCUUUAAGGAAGGCUUCCUGUGGAAGAAGGGGCGUGACAACGAGCAGUACCAGAAGAGACUGUUCAUACUGAGCGAGAGCGAGGGGCUGCUUAAGUACUACACUAAGAGCAAGGGUUCUGAACCCAAGGGGACAUUACCGAUCAGGAGCCUGAACGCCAUGUUCCAGUGCGAGAAGAUGAGACACGAUCACGGGCUAGAGAUCACGUGUGUGCAGGAAGGACGCACCAGGAGCAUAUACGUGUACCACAAGGACGGUGCGGAAAUAGUCACCUGGUACAACAUUCUCCGUUCAGCGCGGUACAACUACCUGAGGAAGACUUAUCCGAGCACUCCAGAGGCAGAGUUGAUACGGAAGAUUACCCGCAGCUACACCAAAUGUGGCUACAUGGAGAAGACUGGACCCACCCUGAGAGAAGCCUUCAGGAAGCGAUGGUUCAACCUGGACUCUGAGGAGCGGAAGCUUUUAUAUUACAAGAAACCUCUUGACCCCUGUGAACAGGGAGGAAUCUUCAUUGGGAGCAGUGAGGCCGGGUACCAGGUAGCGGAGGGAUUGCCAACAGGAGUGAAAGGGAAUAAGUGGGACAUAGGAAUCACCAUAAGGACCCCCCAGAGGGAGUUCAUCUUCACCUGCGAGAACCUCAAGGAGCAGAAAGAGUGGCUGCAGGUGCUGCAAGAGGUCAUCUCCAGACCCAUGAGUGACCAAGACACUGCAGAGGAGGCUGGAUUCCGGAGGUCCCCCUGAUCUGAGUGACACGUCUCUAAACCUGCGCUACAUCACUGCGAAACAAAGGCGAAGGGAGAAAGCGCGGUCAUCAGCUGAAACAGAGGGUUCUGUCCAUGUGAUGGACAGAGACGACAAGAAGACACUAGAGACUGAUGCCAGUGCGCAAAACUACAGCAAUAAACUAACAGACAAUAACCACCAUCAUCUUCUUAAUGUGAGAAGGGCCAUGCUGCUAUACUGCCAGCCAGGCAUCGGCCCUGAUGGUGGUGAACUACUAGCAGCAUAUCCUAUCAGCGUCUUCUUAUCAUCCCCCACAAUUAUAGGGAGUUAGAAACAACAUGGAGGUCAUGUGAUGAUAUGGGCUCCGCCCCCUUAUCAGUAGUGUGAUAUGAAGCAGUGAACUUGCGAACUUUAGGUGGCGUUACAAACAGGAAAAAAACCUGAUGAAUCAGGAAGCGGAGGCGACCACCGACGGCUCAAGAUGGGGACUUAUGGCCAUUUACCAUCCGGCAGAAGAAUAACAACAAUGUCUAUGUGUUCUCCAUCAUACACCCGGCAGAUAUCGACCCUUUAGGGGGGAGGGGUGACACAUAGUCAUCGGAUCCUGAGCCAUCCAUGCCCUAUACAGUACAAAGGGCCAAUGAUUACUACUGAUCACCCAACACAAUCAGAGACAUGGCGUCCAAUAUAAAUAUAUAUGAACAGA
Molecule: messenger RNA, 3526 nt
Organism: Hyla sarda
Lineage: Eukaryota; Metazoa; Chordata; Amphibia; Anura; Hylidae
Product: arf-GAP with dual PH domain-containing protein 2-like
Exons: 11
Coding region: 1903-2838 (311 amino acids)
Biological process (GO): positive regulation of GTPase activity
Cellular component (GO): plasma membrane; intracellular membrane-bounded organelle
Molecular function (GO): phosphatidylinositol bisphosphate binding; GTPase activator activity
Source: RefSeq, a predicted model, not a curated record